Messenger RNA from Penicillium digitatum Pd1, 1767 nucleotides. It is a transcript of the gene mrh4, whose product is annotated as ATP-dependent RNA helicase MRH4. Gene Ontology annotation, molecular function: nucleic acid binding; ATP binding. Gene Ontology annotation, biological process: mitochondrial large ribosomal subunit assembly. Lineage: Eukaryota; Fungi; Ascomycota; Eurotiomycetes; Eurotiales; Aspergillaceae. Gene Ontology annotation, cellular component: mitochondrion. The record is from RefSeq and is a predicted model, not a curated record.
AUGGCGCUGUCUCCUACUGUUGCCAACCCUUCUCUACCACCUUCUAACAAGUCACGACGGGAACGGGCAGGACCCUUUGCCUCGAUGAACCAAACCCAGGCACGGAUUCGAGACACACCACGCACACGAUCACAGGCGGCCCUCAAGCGCCCAGGAGAGGAGGGCAAGACGGAGAAGAAGGAAAGCCCAUUGUACAGGGCGUUAAAGAUGCAGACAACACUAACCCCGGUGCCUUACGGUCGACGUUCCGCUAUUAAAGCUCGACUUGCCGACAUCACCAGCUUCGACCACUUCCCUCUCCUCCCCGCAGUUCGACAGUCGGUUUUUGCUCAGGCUCUGGCGGGUCUCACAGAUGUUACCCCCACGCCUAUUCAAAGACUCGCAAUACCCGAACUUUUGCUCGAUGAGUCCAAGAAGAAGAAGAAAGUGAAAAAGUCGAACGAAGAUGUAGAAGAAUACAAUUUUGACCAGUAUCUCCUGGCAGCAGAGACCGGCUCGGGAAAGACCCUCGCAUACUUACUUCCCAUUAUUGAUGCUAUCAAGCGUGCUGAAGUCGUCGAUAUGGAGGAAGAGAAGGCCCUUGAGGAACAAAAGGCACAAGAGCGAGAGGAGAGAAUGAAGAAUAAGGCUUUCUCUUUGGAGCCUGAGGAGCCGCCAAUGACAAAUGCCUGCCGUCCUCGGGCCAUCGUUCUCGUUCCUACUUCCGAAUUGGUAUCUCAGGUUGGAUCCCAGCUCAAGGAGUUGGCUCACACAGUCAAGUACCGGUCGGGCGAAAUCUCAUCAACUUUCACUCCCCGCCGAAUCAAAAACACCCUCUUCCACCCCGCCGGUAUCGAUAUCCUAGUUUCAACUCCUCACCUUUUGAGUUCUGUUGCGAGGUCGAACCCCAAUAUCCUCAGCCGAGUCACUCACCUUGUACUCGACGAGGCCGAUUCCCUUAUGGACCGAUCUUUCAUCCCAACAACGUCCGAAAUCAUUGCUAAAGUUGCUCCGUCACUCAAGAAAUUGGUUCUCUGCUCCGCCACCAUCCCCCGCAGUCUCGAUAACCAGCUGCGCAAGCGCUUUCCUGACCUGCAGCGCCUGACAACUCCGAACCUGCACGCCAUUCCCCGUCGCGUGCAACUAGGUGUGGUGGAUAUUGAGAAGGAACCAUACCGCGGAAACCGAAACCUUGCCUGUGCUGAUGUCAUCUGGUCAAUCGGCAAGGCUGGAGAUAGACAUGAGCACACCGAGACAUGGGGACCGCUCAAUGCGUACAUGGAGCCGAAGGUUAAGAAGAUCAUCGUGUUCGUCAACGAACGUGAGGAAGCCGACGAGGUCGCUGGUUUCCUGCAAUCCAAGGGCAUUGAUGCUGUCUCGCUAUCCCGGGACACUGAUUCCCGGAAGCUACAAGAGACUCUAUCGCAGUUCACUGAGGUUAAGCUCCCACCGACUGCGGAGGAGAUCAUGAUUAAUAAGAAGAAGAACCGCGCCGCCGGCAGCAUUCCCUUCGAGCUCCCUGAGCGCCAGGAGCCCAUUCGUCGCCUUCCCGACACUAAGGUUCUUGUCACUACUGACAUCGCCUCCCGUGGUAUUGACACGCUGGCAGUGAAGACAGUGGUUCUCUACCACGUGCCGCACACAACCAUUGACUUUAUCCACCGACUAGGCCGUCUCGGUCGUAUGGGCAAGCGCGGUCGUGGUGUUGUCUUGGUGGGCAAGAAGGACCGCAAGGACGUCGUCCGUGAGGUUCGCGAGGGCAUGUUCCGUGGCCAGGCUCUGAUCUAG